CCUUCCGGGAACUCCCUUCAUUACUCUGCGCUAACAUUCACCGUCAUGGCCAUGGCAUCCCGUCUAGCUCUUCGCGCUCUGGCCCGCCCCCAUCCCCGUAUCAUUUCAUCUAUUCCUACUGCAUCCCGGUCACUCGCGACUCAGCCACCCAAAGACCCAGAUGCGAAAGCGAGCGAAAUCAUCAACAAGCUCCCUUCCGCGCCCGGUCUGCUCACGAAGACUGGUACGGCCAUUCUAGGUACCGGUUUGACGGCUGCAGCAAUCUCGCAGGAGCUUUAUGUCGUUAAUGAGGAAACUGUGCUACUUGUGGGAUCUGCCAUUUUCUUCACGUUCUUGGUAAAGGCCAUCAAAGAGCCCUAUGUGAACUGGGCAGAGGGACACAUUAGUCGUAUCAAGAAAGUUUUGGACAGUGCGCGGGCCGAGCAUACGCAGGCCGUCAAGGAGCGUAUCGACUCCGUUGGCCAAAUGAAGGACGUCGUGCAGCUUACGCAAGGCCUCUUUUCACUGUCAAAGGAAACUGUGACACUGGAAGCAUCCACCUUUGCUCUCAAACAACAAACUGUACUCGCUGCCGAGCUUAAGUCGGUGUUGGACUCGUGGGUCAGAUAUGAGCAGCAACAGAAGGAGAGCGAGCAAGCAGAGUUGACCAAGACAGUCAUUGACAACGUGAUGAAGAGCAUCAGCGAUCCCAAGGUACAAAAGGAUGUUUUGACUGAGGCCGUUGCAGAGAUCGAGAGGUUGGUCAAGGCAAAAGCUGUUUAGACUAGUACACACAAAUAAGCAGAGCUGUAGCAGGAUGUAUAUGAUCAAUGACGUCCACUACAUUUUGAGCUGUCAUACAUGCGACUAUUUGUAAGUUAAAUGAUUUGUGAUAUCGUCCAGGACACGAAGCUAUAGGCUCUUGAGUGUUUUUUCAUUGUUUCCAACUAUCAAAUAGAAUGUGGACCACUGGUGUUGUGAAUGGAGGAAAUUUGGAAAUUGAGCCCAA
This is a messenger RNA of Desarmillaria tabescens, 988 nucleotides long. Its product is annotated as ATP synthase. Lineage: Eukaryota; Fungi; Basidiomycota; Agaricomycetes; Agaricales; Physalacriaceae. Gene Ontology annotation, biological process: proton motive force-driven ATP synthesis. Gene Ontology annotation, molecular function: proton-transporting ATP synthase activity, rotational mechanism. The record is from RefSeq and is a predicted model, not a curated record. The transcript is spliced from 4 exons. The coding region runs from base 46 to 762 and encodes 238 amino acids.